AUGCGCCGCCAUCCUUCUCCUUCUUCUCGAUGGCAGUCCGCGUGUGCUUGUCGACGGGUCGGCGGCGUGGUCGAGGGGAAGGUCGCCGGCGGCCGCAACUCCGCCGCCGUCGCUCCGCCGGCUCUGAUCGAGUAUCGGGCGUUGAGGGCGGCGGCGCAAAGCGGGUCUGACGCAUCCAUCGCCACGAGCCUCGCGGCGGCGGUCGUGGCACACCUGGCGGCGGCUGUCGGGGCCGUCUCUACGGCGCUCGACGCCGGCGGCGGCGCAAGCGGGUCUGGCGCAUCCAUCGCCACGAGCCUCGCGACCGCGGUCGUGGCACACCUGGCGGCGGCUCUCGGGGCCGUCUCUACGGCGCUCGACGCCGUGUGA
Molecule: messenger RNA, 369 nt
Organism: Emiliania huxleyi CCMP1516
Lineage: Eukaryota; Haptophyta; Isochrysidales; Noelaerhabdaceae
Exons: 2
Coding region: 1-369 (122 amino acids)
Source: RefSeq, a predicted model, not a curated record